AUGAAUGAAGAAACUUCCCCAUUGCUUGGUCGACAGAAGUUUACUACAAGAUGGACUUCGGUUUACUUGUUAUCUCUUCACACUUUCUUUAUCUCUCUUGCGUUCUCCUUACUCAAUACACCCCUGUCACAACUGAUUGAAGAUAAUCUUUGCCGUCGAUAUGCGCACGAGCGUACUGUUGCGCAGGGAUUUUGCAAGAGCGACUAUAUCCAACUCGAGUUAGCUAACAUAAAUGGAUACAUUCCCGUUAUGGAAGCAGUAGUCAGUCUGACGACGGCUUUUCCAUUCGGGCUCUUGGCCGAUAAAAUCGGUCGCAAGCCCAUUCUUUACCUUUCAUUGCUCGGAUGCGCAUUUUGCAAGCUGUGGCAACUCGCUAUUCUCGCCUUUCCAUCACACCUACCAGUCGAAUACGUAUUGACGGGUCCUUUAUUUCUUAUCGUGGGUGGUGGACCAGCUGUCCAACUCGCUAGUCUGAACUCCAUCGCGUCGGACUUGGCGACGAGAUCAGAUAGAGCAUCAACGUUCUUCAUGUUAACAUUCGGUCUACUAUCCGGCGGCGCCGUUGGUCCGUUCAUUGCCUCUGCGCUCAUGAGCUCACAUUCAUCCUGGAUCCCAAUCCUUGUCAGCAUCAGCACAUGGCCAAUCGGCGCCGCCAUUCUGAUGUACGUACCAGAAACACUACUAGCCUCCAAGCAGGACCCAAUCCCCGAGAUAAGCCACGAUCCAUUAGCAUUGAAACGCAACUUUUGGAAAUCACACAUUUCACAAUCCAUUCUACUUUAUAAGGAGUCCCUCGCCUCAUUAAGAUCCCCCUCUGCCAUCAUCAUCAUCGCCAUCAACCUCAUGGAAAUGCCCGAGUAUAACGCCACCUCCUCAUUUCUUACGCAGUUUGUCAGUAAGCGAUUUAACUGGAGCUUUGCAGAUACGGGUUAUCUCAUUGCUAUGCGUGGAGUCAUACAUAUGACUGUUCUGCUGGUUGCACUUCCGUUGUUGUCUACGCUGUUAUCACGAUGGCAGCAGCCCAAUGUGAGGGACUUGACACUUGCACGGCUCUCUGCUGCUGUGGCGGUUAUCGGGGCGCUUUGGAUGGCCGCUUCGCGAGUGAAUGUUGUGAUUGUGGGACUGGCGCUUCAGAGUCUAGGGGGAGGUAUGACUCCCUUAUGUCGUUCUUUGGCUCUUAAUUAUGUCCCGUCAUCGGAUAUUUCUAGAUUGAAUACCUUGAUUGGGAUUGUGGGGACGGCGGGCUCAUUACUGGGUGGGCCGGUGCUUACUUGGUUAUUUGAUGUUGGCCUGACAAAGGGUGGUUUUUUGGUUGGACUUCCAUACUUGGUUUUUGCAGCGUCGUUUCUGUUAUGUCUUGUGGGGUUACUUGUUGUGCAAGCUCCUAUGUCCAGGGACGACGAUGAACCUCUUUCUAUAACAGAGAUAGAUGAGUCGCGUCCUUGCGCGUCUCCGUCUCUUGCCGUGUCUUCUUCUCUCAAAAUUCAAGAUCAUCGGGAAAUUUCAAUAAAAAUGGCAACUCAAGAUUCACGAGGUAUUUUGUUCACACAUACCCAGCACCAGCAAGGAUUUCGACUCCUGGAACUCUCUCCAGAGCUGGACGCAUUACUCACCUCCAAAGAUGCUUCUGUAUUGGAACUCAAGUCUCCUUCAGCCGCCCUGGCACAAGCAAUAGUCGAUCCCAGUGCCCCGGAAUACGUCAACCUUUGUACCCCCACCAAAACCUUUCGAAUUCGCGAGGUCCAAUCGUCCAAUUCACUCCAUAUAAUACGCCCAAGUCCUGGCCAUAUUUCUCAAGCAGAUAUCAAAGUCGUUGAGGAGGAUGGAGAUAGUGGCGCUUUGAAUCUUCCCGAUGAUUCGGUGAGCACCAUCUCUAAGUGCGGGUCCACUCUAGAGCUACAUAUCCCACCAGGAGAAUUCUCGGCGAUUCCGUUCCUGGAGAAAAGCCUGGCCCUUUAUGAUCAGCGCAGUGACGACGAUGAUGAAGGCGAUGUGAUGGACGAGUCCUCUGAUGCGCCCGUUCAUCAGGGCCCCGCUGAAGUACGAAGGUUGAGGGAUAGGGUGUGCGCGGAUAUUCCUGUAUCUGCAGCGCAAUGCGAGCAAGGCUGGACCGACAUCUGUGCAUUUGUGGAUGGGAAGCAUGAAUUGGCGUGCUGGAGACCCUCGGCGCGCAUGCGUUUGAAUGUGUGGAAGAGGCUGAUGGAGGGCGCAGUUCUGCAAGGAAUCGAUCUGGAAAAACAGUUCCUUGUUGGAGAUUUAUGGAAAUCGGUUCUUGAUGACGAUGAUAUGUCUGAGCCUUUCCCAAGGGCUUGUCUGGAGGCGGUGGUGAGAAAGCUAUGUACCGAGGAGGAGCGACCAGCGCUAGCGGAUGAGAUCAAAUGGGCAAGCUUUGAUAAAGUCGAUUGUACGCGAUGGGUAGGCGAGACCUAUCUUGCGGCCAUGGCACCUACAGAGUCUUCUGCUAUUGGACGGAGCAAUUUCCUCCGUGCAUGGAAAGACUCUCUUCCUGAGUCGUGGGGCAGUGAGGCGAAAUUGUCAAAACUACAAGAGGGGGCGUACCGGAGCCCCGAUCCUACAACAAUUUUCUUUGUGGAGCCUUCACAGCGCCAGCAGGGCCCUAAAGCUGCCGCUGCUGGUUCAGCUCCAGCGGCCAAGGCCAAAACCACAAGGAAUUGGCAUGAAUUGCUCAAAAAGCGCAAUUGA
Messenger RNA from Penicillium verhagenii, 2703 nucleotides. Its product is annotated as putative sister chromatid cohesion protein Dcc1. Lineage: Eukaryota; Fungi; Ascomycota; Eurotiomycetes; Eurotiales; Aspergillaceae. The transcript is spliced from 7 exons. Gene Ontology annotation, cellular component: Ctf18 RFC-like complex; membrane. The coding region runs from base 1 to 2703 and encodes 900 amino acids. Gene Ontology annotation, biological process: transmembrane transport; mitotic sister chromatid cohesion. Gene Ontology annotation, molecular function: transmembrane transporter activity. The record is from RefSeq and is a predicted model, not a curated record.